Molecule: messenger RNA, 510 nt
Organism: Orbicella faveolata
Lineage: Eukaryota; Metazoa; Cnidaria; Anthozoa; Scleractinia; Merulinidae
Product: CD209 antigen-like protein A
Source: RefSeq, a predicted model, not a curated record
AUGAAGGAAGCGUCUCUUUCAAAGUUAAGCAACCUAGUUGAAAUAGUACAGGUAGCGGAGAGUUGUCCGCAAGAUUGGCUUCUUCACGGAAAUUCUUGUUACCACAUCAUCGACACUCCGACCGCUAAAUGGAGAGACGCUCGAGCUACUUGCCAGAAUCUGGGAGGAGACCUCGCUAUCAUCAGAUCACAAGAUGAGAAUAACUUUGCUCUUGAUUUGUUAAAGAAGCAAAAAACGGUAACAUAUUAUGGUGCAUGGCUCGGUCUUUACAGAAACCCGUCUGCUGGAGAUGCGUUCUACUGGAUCGAUGAUACUCCGCUAGAGGGUCAUCAGUUUUCCGCAUGGGCAAGCGGGCAACCGAGUCAUGUGCAAGAGAAAUGUGGCCACAUGUAUGCAGCUUCAGACAGAAUAGGGAAGUGGAAUGACAAGGAAUGCAGUUUGUCUGACGCACAAAGGAGUAAAGCCCCAGUCGUUCUCUGUCAGAAAAGGUUCAUGUACAUGUGGUCCUGA